GAGAGGAGGUCACCAGCCAGACCGCCGCAUUGCCUCUGUAACAGCUGGAGCCAGUAACCAGCAACAACAUUCAAGUUAUUCGGCAAUUGUAAGUAACACCGACGGUGCAAGGCUAAAGAGACAAGCCAUUGUUAUUGUACAAGUAUCGCCAUCAAAACAGCGGCGGUACGUCUUGGUCGCCAAAACCAUCGCCAAGAGGAACAGAUAUCAUCGCCACACCACGCAUGCAAAUCCUAGCAGAACACGACUAUCGUGCUACAGCGGAGGUCAGGAGGGCUGUAUCGCUAUUAAAGGUUGCAGCUGUUGUAGAAAUCUAAGCUCCCGCCCACAGGGACUGGAAUCGAGCGGUCGUUGUUGUCAUUAUCGGUAUAUUGGUGGGUGUGAUUGCUCCAACAGAGGCCUACGGAAGGACUGCUUCGGCUAACGGCGUGGGCCUUCCGCCGUUUCCGGUCGAGGCCGUCGCUACCGCCAAGAUGCGCCGGAACCCCCGGCGCGUACUCAAACUCGCGGUGGGGGCCGUAUCGCUAAUACUGCUAACGGCCUUCAUCACGAAAGGCAUCGAUAAUGAGCAAGGAGGACCAUACGUCAUCCAGGUCAAUGCUGCUGGUGACAACUUUGCCUACAGGCAACAGCAGCAGGAGGCCAAUAAUGUUAACACGGGAGUUCCAUUGCCAGUUGCACUGCAGUCUAAUAAGGGGCCACUACAGGUGGAUGCUAACGGACGUGCCGAUUGGCACGAUUACGCACAAGCAAUCACCGAUGGGGCCGCACGUGGUCCAGGAGAACAGGGUUUGGCCGUCGAGCUUCCGAAAGAUUUGGAAACGGAGAAGCGCAAAGAACGCCUUUACAAGAUGAAUGGCUUCAAUGCGGCGGUAUCGGAUCUCAUCAAACUGAAUAGGAGUGUGCCGGAUAUCCGACAUCCUGACUGCGCAAAAAAACGCUAUCUAGUUCAGCUUCCUACAGUAAGCAUUGUAAUACCGUUUCAUAACGAACAUCCAUCUACUCUGCUACGAACGGUGACCAGUGUAGUAAACCGUUCGCCGCGUCACCUGAUAAAGGAAGUCAUCCUCGUCGACGACUUCAGCAAUAAACCUGAACUAGGCCGUGAGUUGGACGAUACGGUUGGUACCCGAUUCGGAAGGUUAGUGCGUAUUUUGCGUGCUAGCAGACGUGAAGGUCUCAUUCGGGCGCGUUUGAUGGGCGCACGUACCGCUGUCGGCGAAGUACUAAUUUUCCUAGAUUCGCACACAGAGGCUAAUGUUAACUGGCUACCACCGCUACUUGAGCCGAUUGCGGAAAAUCGACGAACAGUCGUUUGCCCCUUCAUAGAUGUCGUCGACUACGAGACGUUCGCGUAUCGAGCCCAGGAUGAAGGCGCUCGUGGAGCCUUCGACUGGGAGCUGUACUAUAAGCGUCUUCCGCUACUUCCAUCAGAUCGGGAACGUCCGACGGAGCCGUUUGAGAGUCCUGUCAUGGCCGGGGGCCUAUUUGCCAUAAACAGGGAAUACUUUUGGGAACUUGGUGGGUACGAUGAGGGUCUGGAUGUUUGGGGUGGAGAGCAGUAUGAGCUAUCUUUCAAGAUUUGGCAAUGUGGUGGACGGAUGUUGGAUGCACCUUGCUCGCGGGUGGGGCACAUCUAUCGAAAAUUUGCCCCGUUUCCUAAUCCUGGUAUUGGAGACUUUGUUGGAAGGAAUUAUCGCCGUGUGGCUGAAGUAUGGAUGGACGAGUACAAGGAAUACCUUUAUCAAAGACGUCCCCAUUAUCGUAACCUCGAGUACGGGAGUAUAGCCAAGCAGAAAGCCUUGCGGGAACGGCUCAACUGCAAACCGUUUAAAUGGUUCAUGGAAAAGAUCGCGUUUGAUCAGCCUCUCAAAUACCCGCCCGUUGAACCUCCCGACUUUGCAUGGGGCUCAGUACGUAAUGUGGCAGCGGACCAGUGCCUCGAUAGCAAGUUUCAUGGACAAGGCAAGUUCGGCUUGGAUGAAUGUCUCAGCUCGAAGGGAGGUAGCUCAGGGGAACAGAAUUUCGUGCUUACCUGGCAUCAAGAUCUACGACCAGCUAAACGUAGCGUUUGCCUGGAUGUGUCCUCAGGGGAGAAGCGUACGCCCGUCGUCCUUUGGCCCUGCCACGGAAUGCAGGGCAAUCAGCUGUUCAAAUACAAUUUAGAAACGAAACAACUUCAUCAUCCGAUAACUGCUCAGUGCCUCGAUGCUGACCCUGGAAAUCGCGAAAUCUUCAUGAAUCCAUGCGAUGCCACGUUGAAAACUCAGCAGUGGCUUUUCGAUCACGUCAAUACGACGGCAAUAAUGAAUGAUUAAAAAUCGUAAGCCCCAGGAAAUGCUCUGCAUGGCAACGCUAUUCAUACUAUCAACGAUCAAUUAAACAGUCGCCUUUUCUACUUUUAAUUGUAUAUUUGAACAAACCUAUGUCGCUAUUGAAUGAACCCUUGCCGGAUUCUGCUAUAGCAGAAAUACGUUUGUGUAACUUUGUACCUGGUUUCUUUUGUAUUUGAUGUAUGUUAUUUGCUUUGUCAUUAUAUUACGGAAAUGAAGUAGUAAAAAUAACGAUAAAUCAAGAAGGACGAGGUCCUCGGAGAAACCAUUUUACAGUUCACAAGUUGUACAAAACAAUUUGUGCACAGAUCGUAGGCUAUACGAAUUACCUGGACGUUCUUGUUCGGUUACUGCUAGUUUUCUAAAAGAUUUAUGUGAAAUUUCGUAUUUGGACAUUGUUGUAUCCUCCGAGUUCAUUGUUUAGUGAGAUGGUGAAUGGAUUUGGGCAGAAUUAAUUACCGAAUUUGUGAGCGUUGUCGAUAUCGGACGUGAUAUACUCAGGUACAUCCUCGCUGUGCUAUAGAAGAAAGUGCCUAUUUCAACGGUAUAACGACGAAAUCAAGGUACCCCGAAUGCUGCGGGAAUGAACGAGCGAUUAGUUUUUGCCGAAUGCCAAACAUCAGAGGGUUCUUCCCUUUGAAGAUUUUGUAUAGAAAAAAUGUACGAUCGUCAAACCGGAUAGGCCUACGCAGGUGGCCAUCGGUGUUUGAGAUAUUCUACAAAUAAAAAGAAUCGUAACCAUCCUUCAAAUGUGUGUAAGUUAAAAAAUAAGUAACUGACGUGAAGACAUGACACGUUAACCUGAUAAUUAACUGAAAGAGAUGAGAAGGUGUUUUUAGGUUAAGGAAAUUGUCCCUUUUUAUGUCACGCGCAUUUCAGACUGCUGCGGCUACACGUAAUGACACGACUGUUUGACAACAAAUGACAAGAGUAUGACGGUAAAAGCAAAAUAGAUCUUCUGUGAAAUGUCAAGUGAAGAUGCUUUUUUAAUAGUAAAUCCUGUACACGUGUUGAUCCGAUGAGUUAUUGCACAACGAGUAUGAUCCAGAAUAUAUAGUGACAUGUCUUUGAGAGGAUGCCAGCACUUAAUAUUUUACUAAUGGCAAAUGUCUAUUUUCUGGCAUAACUUGAAUGGUUCGUCACGAUGGUAUUGACUCUUGGAGCCAUCUUAUGCAUGCAGAAAAAGAACAGUGACUUAAUAGUCAGUAUUAACUGUGAUAUGCGUCCACCGUUACGACGCCUCAAAGGAACUGUUGUAUCAUAACUCCAGUUAGCUAUAUACAUUCGUGUUGAGGCAGUUUUUUUUUUUUAGAUUGUGCAAGUUGUACUGGCAAACACCAGGCAAAAAAUCGAAGGAACUAAGGCACGAAGCGAAUUGUACAUGUAUGAAGAGGUCUUGGAUAUUCGGUAGUGUAAAAUACUGUGCGGAGAUAAAGGCGCCGUUAGCCAUUUGUUUUUCUACUAAAGAAAACAUGCUGAAAUCCACUCUUGAAACCGUUGUAAAGAAUCGACUCAUGCCUACCAAUAAAGUGAUGUAUACGGAUAUUUUUAUCUAGCA
This is a messenger RNA of Varroa destructor (honeybee mite), 3891 nucleotides long. Its product is annotated as putative polypeptide N-acetylgalactosaminyltransferase 10. The record is from RefSeq and is a predicted model, not a curated record. Lineage: Eukaryota; Metazoa; Arthropoda; Arachnida; Mesostigmata; Varroidae. Gene Ontology annotation, biological process: protein O-linked glycosylation. Gene Ontology annotation, molecular function: polypeptide N-acetylgalactosaminyltransferase activity. Gene Ontology annotation, cellular component: Golgi apparatus.